AAAUAUUUUCACAUAAAAUCUUUUCCACUGUAACUGAUUUCAUUAAAAGGGAGAUCAGAAUUUAUUCCUCAGAUUGCCUAGUUCUAUUCGUUAAUAUAUUUACUCAAUUUAUCUGCCAGAAAAAAAAAAAUGAAAAGGACGAAAAGGUUAAGCCGUUAAGGUAUUUAAAAGUUCAAAUACUCCUUGGACCCAUGGUUGGACUCGGGCCGGGUCGAGCCCGGGCCGGCGGUUCUAUAUAGCUGGACCCGGGACCGGCCCGGGUAGCCACCGGGUCCGGUCCGGGGCCGGGCCGGGCCUCGGGUUUGGUUAUUUUUUUUAUUUUUUAUUUUUGCUUAGCUACCCAUCCCUGACCCCCCCCCCCCCUCACCCCCCACCCCCCAAACCUCCCAAACCCCUCCUAAACAUCAAGCCCAACCCGGUGGAGCCCAAACAAAUGAAAAAAACCAAAAAAAUAAAUAAAUUUGGCCCGAACCGGGCCCGGGCCCGGCCAGGCCGGGCCUUGUUAUGGGUGACCCGAGCCUGGACCGGAAAUCCACCGGGUCGGGCCUACCCGGACCGGUCACUGACCGGGCCACCGGUUCGGGCCGGUUCCGGGUCGGGCCACCCGGCCCGAGUCCAACCAUACUUGGACCCAAUAAUCCACAUCGGUAACACUUAUUUCCAAAUUAGAGUCAGGUCGGAACCGGGUGGUAAAUUGAUAAAUGAGCCAAAUCGGGAUCAUUUGAAAGUAGCUGGACUGGAACCGAUACUUGGAACUGGUUCAAGCUUGGUAGUUGGUACUGUCCCAGCUCUUUUGUGUACAAAUACUAGAGCGACAUGCACUGUUUCUGACACUUUUAUAUUAAAAAAAAACUACAGUUUCAGAAAACAAAUUGGUAUGGAACCGAAACUCACCUAUUCCGAGACUUACCAGCCCCGAAACACAGGUAUACCGGCUGGGGUAUGAAUGAAGUUUUUUUUUAUAACUGUCAGGAUUUGCAUGUUUGGAAAUCUGAAAAAUCAUUCUAUUAAUUAAUGGUGUUCCAUUCCCUAAAUGCUGAUGAUUUUUCCAAUUUAAUUUGAUGUGUAAAUAUUAAAUGUGUAGUUAUCUGAACAAUCUUCCAUAUAUGGAAAGAAGAGGUCCAAGUCUCUACAAAUACAUUUAUAUUUAUGCCCUGUUGCAAAAGAGAAAUGGUUUCAACCAUGGGCUGUUAGUUUUCCCAGUCCCUAGUUAAAAACCCAUAGUAAAUUGGAGCAAUAAGUGGAGAAACAAGAAAAAGAAGAUGCCAGCAGCAGUGUGGUUUGCUUUGAAGAGGUCAUUUAAGUGUAAAUUUUCAAAAGGGGAUGCACAUGAUCCAUACCCAAGUGGUAAAAACACAUCAAGAAGGACCAAAAGGAAAGUGAAAAAUAGGUCUGUAUGUUCAAAACCAAACUUGCAAAGCCCCACCAAACCUGUUGGAAGAUCUGAACUUGUCAAUCCAAUUGCUGCUCCCUAUGUGGGAAUGGUUAAGACAGUGGGGGCACCUGUAAAUGGGGGAAGCGAACACAGUGGGCCCCCAAAAAGGAAAGGGUUAUAUAAUGGACCUCUGAGAAGGGGAUUGUCCAGAUCAUCAGGUUUUACUUGGGCUGGAGGAGAUUCAAGUAGCUCUCAACCUUUGAGUUGUCACAAAUGUGGUGAGAAGUUUUCAGAAUGGAAAGAUGUUGAAUCGCAUCACCUCUCCAACCAUGCUGUUACACAAAUAGUUGAAGGAGACUUGUCAAGAGAAAUAAUAGAAAUGAUCUGCAGAACCAACCUGCAGUCAUCAAUGCACUCCGGCAACAAAGAGGAGGAUAGCAAUGUUAUUCAAAUGGUCUUGAAAGUGCACAACACCCUAAAGACACUAACUCAGUUUGAAGAGUAUCGCGAAGCGGUUAAGACGAAAGCCAACAGACUAGUCAAAAAACACACACGUUGCCUUGCCGAUGGGAACGAGCUAUUGAGAUUCCAUGGCACAACCGUGGAAUGCCAUUUAGGCAUGGGAGAUUCCUCAGGUUUAUGUGUGUCACAUAAAUGUGAUGUUUGCCAGAUUCUGAGACACGGGUUCACGGUCAACGGUGGGGUCGGGGUGUUGACGACGUCCACGAGCCGAGGGGCACUUGAAGGCGUAAAGGUGAAGGAUGGCGGUGGUGAGAGGAAGGCAGUGAUGGUGUGUAGAGUGAUCGGUGGAAGGGUGCAUAGAGCACUUGAGAGUGUUGAAGAGAUUGGGUGUGAGCCAUCGUUAGGGUUUGAUUCUCUUGCUGGUAAUAAAGUGGGUGGUUUGAGCUCAGGCGUUGUAGAAGAGCUCAUUGUACUCAGCCCCAAAGCUUUGCUUCCUUGCUUCAUUGUCAUUUAUAAAGCAUAACCAUAUUUUUUUAAUGCACAAGGUAAUGAAGAUAGGCGUAAACCAACC
This is a messenger RNA of Cuscuta europaea, 2408 nucleotides long. The record is from the annotation of a GenBank genome assembly. Lineage: Eukaryota; Viridiplantae; Streptophyta; Magnoliopsida; Solanales; Convolvulaceae.